AUCAUAUGACGCCAUUUUUUCCUUCUAUAAAUAUCUAAAAUCCCCUUUCUCAUUACAUUCCCAAUUUCCACCUGAAUCCUAAACCUAAACCUAAAACCUAAAACCUAAAACCUCACCUCCCAAACGAAUCUACGAUCAUGGCCACCGAAACCGAAGCACAUCCCCAACAAUUGGAUGAGAACAAGGAAGAGCAACAACUCAAGUACCUUGAAUUCGUGCAAUUCGCGACCAUUCAAGCCCUGAUGCGUUGCGCUAUCCUCUACGGUUACGCCAAGGAACGCGCCGGUCCUCUCAAGCCCGGCGUCGAUACCGUCGAGGAAGCGGUGAAGACCGUCGUCGCCCCUGUCUACGACAAGUUCCACCUUGUCCCCGUCGAGCUUCUCAAGUACGUCGAUCGCAAGGUCGACGAGUCCGUCACCGAGUUGGACCGCCACGUCCCAACCAACGUGAAGAAGGUCUCCUCCCAGGCCUGCUCCGUCGUCUCAGAAGUCCGCCGCACCGGCGUAGUUGACGCCGCCUCCGGCUUCGCCAAGACCGUUUACUCCAAGUGCGAACCCAAGGCGGAGCAAUGUGCCGUGUCGGCGUGGAGGAGGCUGAACCAGUUGCCUCUGUUCCCUCAGGUGGCCAACACCGUCUUGCCCAAGGCGGCGUACUGUACGGAGAAGUAUAACGAGGCGGUUGUUAGUUACGCCGAGAAAGGUUACAGGGUUCCUGCGUAUCUCCCCUUGGUGCCUACUGAGAAGAUAGCCAAGGUCUUCAAUGAUAAUUGAUCUACAUUUUGAAGAUCCUCCUUGUGCAAUGUUUGUUUUGUCUGGUUUUUCCUUUCUAAAAAAAAAAAAAGUGUUAUUAGGAUACAUGUCAAUGUGUCCCAUUCGUUGUUUGUCUUUUGUCUUUUUUUUUACAUAUAAAUGUCUCGUUCUCUGGAGUAUAAAUGGAGCUUCAAUAUAUUGGUUGGA
Gastrolobium bilobum is the source of this 956-nucleotide messenger RNA. RefSeq names its product stress-related protein-like. Bases 138 to 770 code for a protein of 210 amino acids. The transcript is spliced from 2 exons. The record is from RefSeq and is a predicted model, not a curated record. NCBI's taxonomy places the organism in Eukaryota, Viridiplantae, Streptophyta, Magnoliopsida, Fabales, Fabaceae.